CAAUUCCUCUUCUUCCCCUUCUUUCUUUCUCUUUCUUUCUUUCUUUCCUGCCCUGGGAUAGGCUGGGUUUGGUGGAAACCCAGCCUUACUGGGUUCGUCGCCCAACCAAGGCUGGGUUCAUCGGAACCCAGCAGAUCUGGGUUUCGACGAACCCAGCAAGGCUGGGUUCCCCACCCUCCGAGGUUUCCGAUUUCCCUCCUGUUUUGAUCUGAUGUGGGGAGCGACCGUGCUUCGCCGACCGCAACCGUUUGCUUCGCCUUCACCCGUUAUUGCUGCUAGUCAAAACCCUAAACUCUCUCGCUAUUCCUUGCGGAAAACAGAAACUUUUCGUUUCAGUUUUCGAUUUUGGCCGGUAAAGUUCCAAGCUUUGGCAGUCAAGAAGCAGCUAGAGACUCGAAAAACUGAUUCAAUAGAGAAAGAGAAAUUUUCAAUUGCUGGGGGUUAUUUUGAUUUGAUAAGAUCUGCCAGGUUUGAGGUUUCAAUGAAACCCAGUAGCUCAAGUUUCCCCGAGAAAAGAGACGAAGAAGAAAUGGAGUGGCGCAGUGGAAACGUGGUAGGCUAUGCUCUGUUCAUAGGAAGUUGAACACAAAUUGAACCCAGAAUCCCCUCCCUCUCUGCAGAAAUUCGGAUCUGCCCUGCUCUGCUUCUUCCGUCCACUGCUCUAUCGUGUGUGGGGGUGAGUUUCUCGGUUUUUCUGUGGCGUGAAAGCUCCUCCAAUUUCCCGCCGGCCUUCCCUAAACUGCAGUCCGGUUGUGCUUGCAAAUUCUGUGACCUUGCUAGUGGGGGUUAUACACCAGCAAAUAGUGUGUCUGCCAGUGGGAGAUUUAUAACAUUGGCCGUGAUCUAUAGAGGAGACGUCUAUUUCGUUUCUGCACUGUAACCAUUUUUCGUGAUUACACUUGUUGGCAUGCUAUAAGUUUAAUUAAGGGCACUUCAUAUUUUACUUACUGAGUUUAUCUCAUAGUUUUCCUUGUCCACCAUUUCAGGAAGCGAAACCAAGGACAGGGAAACCACGUGAAGUGACGAGUUAGAAGGCUAGCCAUUUCAAGAUUGAUAUAGAUUUUAGAAAUAAAUCAUGAUCUUGUAA
Rubroshorea leprosula is the source of this 1087-nucleotide messenger RNA. Lineage: Eukaryota; Viridiplantae; Streptophyta; Magnoliopsida; Malvales; Dipterocarpaceae. The record is from the annotation of a GenBank genome assembly.